UGCUGGGCGCUCUGGGCGCUGCCCCUCCCCGGCCCCGGGGCCGCCCUGAGCGGGGAGCAGAUCCGGGGCAGCCUGCUGCAGCAGCUGCACCUCAGCCAGGUGCCCGUCCUGGACGAGGGCGACGCUGAGGGGCUGGUCACCCCUGCCCAUGUGACGGCCCAAUACGUGGCCCUGUUGCAGCGCAGCCACAGCGCACGCUCUCGAGGGAAGAGGUUCAGCCAGAAAUUCCGAGAGGUGGUGGGCAGGUGGCUGGCGUCGGAGGCUUACCUGCUGGUGUUCAGCAUGGAGCAGCGGCUGCCCCCCAACAGCGAGCUGGUGCGGGCCGUGCUGCGCCUCUUCCAGGAGGCGGUGCCCUGGACAGGAAGGCUGUCCCCGCACAGCGCCUGCACCCGCGUCACCACCAAGUGGCUGUACAUCCGUGAGGACAGCUCCAACCGCACCUACCUGGUGGACUCCAGGCUGGUGUCCCUCCACGACAGCGGCUGGAAGGCCUUCGACGUGACCGAGGCCGUGACCUUCUGGCAGCAGCUGAGCCGGCCUCGGCAGCCCCUGCUCCUGCAGGUGACGGUGCAGACCGAGCAUCUGGGCCCGCCGGCCGCGGGCGCCCACAAGCUGGUGCGCUUCGCCUCCCAGGGGCCCACGGGCGCCGGGCAGGGCGAGCCCCAGCUGGAGCUGCACACGCUGGACCUGGGGGCCUACGGAGCUCAGGGCGAUUGUGACCCGGAGGCGCCCGGGGCGGAGGCCCCCCGCUGCUGCCGCAGGGAGAUGUACAUCGACCUGCAGGGGAUGAAGUGGGCUGAGAACUGGGUCCUGGAGCCCCCGGGCUUCCUGGCCUACGAGUGUGUGGGCGCCUGCCGGCAGCCCCGGCAGCCCCUGCCCUUCAAGUGGCCGCUUCUGGGGCCUCGGCAGUGCAUCGCCUCGGAAACGGCCUCGCUGCCCAUGAUCGUCCAUGUCAAGGAGGGAGGCAGGCCCAGGCCCCAGGUGGUCAGCCUGCCCAACAUGAGGGUGCAGAGCUGUAGCUGCUCCUGG
Messenger RNA from Callorhinus ursinus (northern fur seal), 1029 nucleotides. RefSeq names its product left-right determination factor 1-like. NCBI's taxonomy places the organism in Eukaryota, Metazoa, Chordata, Mammalia, Carnivora, Otariidae. The record is from RefSeq and is a predicted model, not a curated record. Gene Ontology annotation, cellular component: extracellular region. Gene Ontology annotation, biological process: anterior/posterior axis specification. Gene Ontology annotation, molecular function: growth factor activity; cytokine activity; transforming growth factor beta receptor binding.